Molecule: messenger RNA, 1583 nt
Organism: Prunus mume (Japanese apricot)
Lineage: Eukaryota; Viridiplantae; Streptophyta; Magnoliopsida; Rosales; Rosaceae
Gene: UNE2
Product: Major facilitator superfamily protein
Biological process (GO): transmembrane transport
Cellular component (GO): membrane
Molecular function (GO): transmembrane transporter activity
Source: RefSeq, a predicted model, not a curated record
GACAAAGCCUCAGACAACGAAACCAUGCCGCAAGCAACGCCAAUUUCAAUUUCAUUUCAAAUUUCACCCUAAACUCUUCGACUCUCUCUCUGUCUUCAUCUCCAAAACCCAAAAAACCAGAGACCCAAAAUUCAUCAAUAAAAAUGAAAAUGAAGGCAGAGGCUUUGACGUUGCUGCUGGUCAACUUGGCCGGAAUCAUGGAGAGAGCCGACGAGUCGUUGUUGCCUGGCGUCUACAAGGAGGUUGGCGCAGCUCUGCACACCGACCCGACUGGGCUCGGCUCGCUCACUCUUUUCAGGUCCAUUGUGCAGUCGGCUUGCUACCCAGUAGCGGCCUACCUGGCGGUGCGCCACAACCGGGCCCACGUCAUCGCCCUCGGUGCUUUUCUCUGGGCCGCCGCUACUUUCCUCGUCGCAUUUUCCUCCACUUUCUUUGAGGUGGCUAUAUCCAGAGCUUUGAAUGGGAUUGGCCUUGCUCUAGUUGCUCCUGCUAUGCAGUCCCUUGUAGCCGACUCAACUGAUGACAGGAACCGAGGUACAGCUUUUGGAUGGCUUCAACUAACUGGAAACCUUGGUUCGAUAAUUGGUGGGCUUUGUUCCAUAUUGAUAGCUCCAAUAACUUUCAUGGGAAUUCCUGGCUGGAGGAUUUCCUUUCACCUUGUUGGACUAAUUAGUGUUCUAGUCGGCAUUUUAGUCCGUCUGUAUGCCACUGACCCGCACUUUCCAGAUGGUGAAACAAAAGAUAGCAGUCAGACUUCUGGUAAUUCCAUGUGGUUACAAGUCAAGGAGCUAGCUCAAGAAGCCAAGUCAGUUAUUAAAAUUCCUUCUUUCCAGAUUGUUGUGGCACAAGGUGUUACUGGUUCAUUUCCCUGGUCAGCAUUGUCAUUUGCACCCAUGUGGCUGGAACUUACCGGCUUCUCUCAUGGGAAAUCCGCUUUCCUUAUUGCCUUGUUUGUAAUUGGUAGUUCGCUUGGGGGCCUGUUUGGAGGUAAAAUGGGGGAUAUCCUUUCCAUCCAUCUACCAAAUUCAGGAAGGAUAAUACUAGCCCAGAUAAGCUCUGCAUCUGCCAUCCCUCUUGCAGCAAUUCUUCUGCUUGUAUUACCUGAUAAUCCAUCUACAGCUGUCAUCCAUGGUUUGGUCUUGUUCAUUAUGGGAUUCUUAAUAUCUUGGAACGGUCCAGCUACAAACAAUCCAAUUUUUGCGGAGAUAGUUCCUGAGAGGUCCAGAACAAAUGUAUAUGCUUUGGACAGAUCUUUUGAGUCCAUACUCUCAUCAUUCGCUCCUCCAGUAGUUGGGAUAUUGGCUCAGCAUGUUUAUGGUUAUAUACCAGUUGCUGAAGGGUCCAGUGCAUCUGAAGAGAUUGCCACAGAUAGAGGGAAUGCUUUAUCGUUGGCAAAAGCACUCUAUACAGCAAUAGGAAUUCCAAUGGCUCUCUGUUGUGUUAUCUACUCAUUCCUAUAUUGCACCUACCCGAGAGAUAGGGAGCGGGCUCAGAUGGAUGCUUUAAUAGAAUCAGAGAUGCAACAAAUAGAAUUAGAGAAUUCACCUACAGGAGAAGAAUAUUCAUGUGUUCGGUUUCCUGAG